AUGGGAGUUACCCGCCGCCUGUUCCUGGACUUAAUUCAAGAAAAGGUCAGGUCUUGGUUGGCAGGGUUUUUGGGCAAAUCAGGGAUGUCUGGUUCAACUGAUUGCCUGAUGUGCUGCAAUUGCUGCUCCCGUGUGCCGGCGGGCACCGGCAAGCUCCGGUGCCGGGCCUGCAGCCGACUGCUCUGUGGCCAAUGCAUGCCGGCCACCGAAGGCAUAGCAGAAGUGGAGGAACCUGGCGGCAUCCUCUGCAAGGACCUCCCGUGGCGGCUGUCCAUGAUCUGCAAAUUCUGCUCUCAGGCCACCGGCCUGGUUGAAGCAGUGGCAGAGCCUGAGGAGGGAACGGAAUCCUUGGCAUCCCCCCAGCAGCGGUCCUCCCCACCAUCUCUUCACUGCUCCACUGCCAGGUUUGCCUGGCUCCAUGCCAUCAUAGCUGCCCAUCUUGGGUUUUGCUUCUUGAUUGUACCGGUGAUCACCCUGUAAUUCUGAGUUGCAGGAGCUUCGAUGAUGAAGAAGAAGAAGAAGAAGAAGAAGAUGGGGAGUGCCCGGGGAAGCACUUCUGGAGCCCCUGUAGCAUAUUCUCUCAGGAUGUCUCUGAUGUAGAUCCCAGUAGUUUCAGCACUGGAAAUGAGUUUUAUAAUUUCAAGUGCCUGACUCCGAGUCCCUUGGACAGCCCUAACAGUUAUGAGCCUGGGAAGCUCGAUCUUCUUGAACAGGAUCCCCUCGACAAUCUUAGAUCAUCUGAAAGGGUCACAGGGGAUCGGGUAGAACUUGCUUGUGCAAGGGACGACAAGUUGAUCCACUUCGAUAGCAAAGCCCAAGAGGAUUCCAAGCCAUUAGACAUCGAGAAUAAUGACCAACUUUGGCUCCCACCGCCUCCAAAAGACGAAGGAGAUGAUGUUGAAAAUGGGUACUUUGAGUAUGAUGAUGAGGAAGACGGUGUGGGCCGCUUGGACUUGUUCUCGACAUCCAGCAGCUUUGGCGUUGGCGAUGGUGACAAUGUUGGUAAUGAUGAGGAUGACGAUGAUGAUGAUGGUGGUGGUGGUGGUUUCGCAAUCAAGGAGAGGCCAAAUGACGCCCAGAAGGAGCUUCUGCGGACUUCUGUUUAUGGGCACUUUAGGGCUCUAGUUUCUCAGUUGCUGAAGGGGGAGGGGAUCUCUUCUGGGAGCAAAGAAGGGGAAGAAGGCUGGUUGGAUGUGGUUUCCUCACUGUCAUGGCAGGCGGCGAAUUUUGUGAAGCCUGACACCAGUCGAGGGGCCAGCAUGGAUCCAGCUGAUUAUGUGAAGGUUAAGUGUAUACCCUCUGGUAGGCCAAGGGAGAGGUAUGCUGUUUUUCAUGUUCUUUGAUAUUUUUGUACCGCAGUAAUUAGGAUUACUUUUCUAUUAUUAUUUUCUUUCAUGUAAUGAAUUAAUUUAUUUAUUUUAAUCUUAAGAGAAAGAGCCAGUGAUCAUGGCGAUUGGAUUAUGCAGUAGAAAUUAAAGACAAUUUUGUCUUGUUUCUUCAGUGUGCUCGUGAAGGGAGUAGUGUGCACGAAGAAUGUGAAGCACAAGAGGAUGAUCUCUCAGCACAAGAACCCUAGAUUGCUUCUUCUGGGAGGAGCUUUGGAAUAUCAGAAGGUAUCCAACAAGCUGGCAUCUUUAGAAACCGUCCUCCAACAGGUACCUUUUCCCAUCCCCAACCUCUCUCUUACUUACUCUUUUUGAACCUUGGAAGCUUGGAUGGAAUCUGAACUGGGGUUUUGCAGGAGAUUGAUCAUCUCAAGAUGGCUGUUGCAAAGAUUGAGGCCCACAGGCCAAACGUGCUACUGGUAGAAAAGAGCGUCUCUUCGUAUGCCCAAGAGUACUUGCUUGCAAAGGAGAUUUCCCUGGUUUUAAAUGUGAAGAAGCCUCUUCUAGAGAGGAUAUCCAGGUGCACUGGUGCCCAGAUCUCCCCGUCGGUGGAUAGUAUUGCCUCGACAAGGUUGGGGCACUGUGAAGUAUUUCGCAUCGAGAGGACCAUUGAAGAGGGCCUUUUGGGAAACCAGCCUGGCAAGAAGUUCAGCAGGACUCUCAUGUUCUUUGAAGGUUGUCCAACGCGUCUAGGGUGCACGGUAAUACUCACAUUGUCCAUAUCACUGGGCAUUGGAUAGCCGCAUUCUGCUUAGUUUCAUCACCCUUGUUGAAGUAGAGCCGGAGUUUGAGUCUAUAGUAUAGAUGCUUUUAGAUGAAACUUUUUUAUGUGGAAACUAUUAUGGAUUAAAUUUUAACUCACGAGCUUGAAGCUUUUUAGAUUUUUCUGUCAUAUUUGAUGACAAAUCAUGUAGUGGGCAGUUGGAAAUUUACAAAUUUAAAGUUAUUUUGUGUAUGGGUGCAAACUUGAGUGGAACACGGUUUUAUGAUCUUAUUACUAAAAUGAGUUGACAUUUUUACGUUGGGUUUGACCUUUCAAACCCUGCUAUCAAGUUCAUUGCAGCAUAUUGACAUGCAUGUCCUUGGUGUUUGGCACAUAAAACCACCCGCAAAACACCUGCACUAAGUAACAACAACACUGAAUGGAGGGUAGUUGCCGUGGGAUCAAGUUUGAUAUUAAUUCAAAAUAUAGUUUAAGAAUCUAGAUUUUAUACCUGGACUCCACUUGUUUAUCUCAUUUCCUAGUAUGAUUAUAGGGAAGUUCACCCCUGCUUUAUUUGUAAGAACUUGCUGCCAAGGCUCUAUAUGUUGGAAAGCUUAGACAACCUGGAAGCAUGCCUUGUAUGCCCGAUACCUUGGGGAGGCUCAUCUUGACCUGAUAUCAUCUUUCUCGUCCUCCACUGGUUAUUCUGCUCAUCAUGGGUCAAUUGCAUCUCAUUCAAACCUCACAGCAUUGGAACCCAAAUUUUUGAAACCUCCUGCAUUCGUCCUCCAUUCUCGAAGUUGAGGAAGAGGAGAUCUCGGAAGGAGGCUGCCUUGGAUUUUGGUUAGUUUAAUGGUCGAUGACAUCUAGUCAUGAGGUGUUUACAGAGCCUUGGUUUGGCAAAUUUCUGCCGGUUUUGUUUUGGUCCCUCUGUUGCUAUUCCUCUGAAGGAAACAGGAUGAACCCAAUGAGUACAUGUGAGACUGGGGCAGUGUUGGAUUCGUAUGUUAACUAAUAGGAUCUGUAGCUAGUGAGGCCUGAAAAUUAACUAAAAACUCUGCACUCCCUGAAAUUACCCAUCUGAGAGUUACGAAUUUCUACUUUGGUGAUCUGUGUAGGUCCUCCUGAGGGGCCCGAAUCGUGACGAGCUGAAGAAGGUUAAGCAUAUUCUUCUGUAUGCUAGCUUUGCAGCAUAUCAUCUUUCUCUGGAGACAUCAUUCCUCGCAGAUUCAGGAGCAACUCUUCCAAAAAUGCCACAGAAUCACCCUCUGGACUCACCUUGUGGAGGGGAGUAUGCUGCUGAUUCUGUCUCAGAUGCUUUGGAUUUUCCAAGCCUUGAUGGUCCUUCUCCAAGGCACAGCGGGGGAUAUGUGAGGAGUGAACGAGAAGAAUGCAAACCUCCCUCAGAUCAAAUCAGUACUAAUCCCACCUGUGCAUCAACUUCGGAUUUGUCUCCGCGAGGAGGGUUUUGCUCUUCUGUAUCUGCUCCAGAUCUAGCCUCGGCCGUGACCAAAGAUUAUCAAGCUCUUGAUAGAGGUGCCCAUGGCCCUUUGGAUUUCUCCACUGAUGUGCAGAGUGAUGGGAUUGAAUUAUCCAAGAAUGGAGCUCAUGAAGAAAGGAUGGUUCGGAUGCCUACUGGGAACGAUAGAUCUCCCCCUGGUGAUUAUUUCUCCACAUCCGAAAGCCAACAGAGCAUCCUGGUCUCUUUGUCGAGUAGCUGUGUCUUGAAGGGCAUCGUUUGUGAACGAUCGAAGCUCUUCCGCAUCAAAUUUUAUGGCAAUUUUGAUAAGCCACUUGGAAGGUAUCUUCGUGAUGACUUGUUUGAUCAGGUAUGAUUCUUCAUCCUCAAGAUGAAAGUUUCUCCUUGGAGAUGCUUAUCUAAUGAAUGUAUAAAAUAAGAAAAGAAUGAUCUUGCUCUAUGCCAGACAUCUUUCUGCCGGUGCUGCAGAGAGCCUCCAGAGACCCAUGUUAGGUGCUUCACUCACCAGCAGGGCAGCCUCACAAUAAAUGUCAAGCGGCUUCUGUCGGCUAAGCUACCCGGUGAAUGUGAUGGGCGGAUAUGGAUGUGGCAUCGGUGCCUCAAAUGUGCUCAAAAGGACGGAGUUCCACCUGCCACCCAGAGGGUGGUCAUGUCUGAUGCAGCUUGGGGGCUCUCCUUUGGGAAAUUCUUGGAGCUCAGUUUCUCAAAUCAGGCAAUCGCCAACCGUGUUGCGAGCUGUGGGCAUUCUCUCCAGAAGGACUGUCUUCGCUUCUUUGGGUAAUUACCUUCCCAAGAUGGCCCAACCAGUUGUUGUUGUUGUUGUUCUUCUUCUUCUUCUUCUUCAUCAUUUGUUUUCUGUUAAUGUCUCGGGCUUUUGUUCCUGCCCAGUGACUAGUGUUGGAUUGUCUGUCCUCUCUGCUGACAGAUUUGGGAGUAUGGUCGCAUUCUUUCACUACUCUCCUGUAAACAUCCUCUCUGUCCGACUACCCCCAUUUGUGCUUGAAUUCGCCUCUCAGUCCCAGCAAGAGUGGUUCAGACGGGAGGCAGGGCAGGUAUAUAUAUGCCUUUGGAAUGAUUUAGUGGUGCAGCUAUUGAUCAAUGAACUAUAUGCUAUCUAUGAUUUUCUUUUCCCCAUAAGCUAAUAUAUCCAACUUGUUGCAAAUGCUCAUCUACCCACAGAUCGCAAUCAAGGUGGAUCUUCUCUAUGGGGAGGUGCUGGAUGUGCUUCGUGGCAUCGAGCAGAAGGUUGCUACUUAUGUGGACGAACCAUUGAAAGCCAGUCUUGGGAAUCUACUGACGGAGCUGAGAGAUUUGGUGAAAAAUGAACGGCAGAAGUACGAUGUAAGUGCUCAUUAGAGAAUGAUCGCUUCUUUCAUGUACUCAUCAGUCUCGUUUGAGUGGGGCCAUAAAUCAAGCCUUGGCAUACCAACAGGUCUUCCUGCAGUCGGCAAAUCUGGAGAGCUUUCAACUGGGCCAUACAAGUUCAGACGUUCUGGAGCUCAAUCACCUGAAACGUUGCCUUCUCAUCGAUUCUUAUGUCUGGGAUCGCAGGAUCUACCUCUUAGACUCCAAGGUCAAGGGUUCCUCCUCGGAGAUUGAUGUCCACCUCCUGGAGGUCUCAAUUCACAAUGGCCUGAUACAGAGGAGCGAGUCAUUUCCUAUUGGCAGAAGGGCUGACUUCUCUCCAACGUCCAGUGCCAAGGAGUCAGAAGGUGUCGACUUGUUGACCAACCCGGCUGACUGCUGCGCAGAACCAGCAUCGACAGACUUGAUUUGCGAUGAAAACAGUUGCAAUGAACAAAUGGGGGGCAGUGCUGCUGCUGAAAGGUCUCCCAUGGGGAGCUCAUCAUCGCCUGGGUCAAGCCUCUCUGACAAGAUUGACUCCGCGUGGACAGGUACCUGGCAUUCCCCAAAUGGGUCACCUUUGAGCGAUAUCGACAGUUCCAGAAAGUCAACCAUGACCCCUGUCAGGGUCUACUCCUUUGAUUCCUCUUUGGUUGUACGCCAGAGAUUCCAUGACCUGGCUCCCACGCUGCCCUUGCCGAUGACUGGGGGUCAUCUGGGCUUCGUCAGGGAUCCGAGCCCGAGUAUCCAGAGGGCCUACUCUCAACAUUCCCCUGGGGGAAUCGAGAAUCUGAAAUUCCUCUUUGGCCGCAUGCCGCUCUUCAUUUCCUCAGCGAACAGGAUGGUGAGGGACGGUGCUAGACUAUUACUCCCGCAGACAGGUGGCCGGAAUGUUGUCAUAGCUGUCUACGACAAGGAGCCCAGCAGCGUGAUAGCUUAUGCCCUCAGUUCCAAGGAGCACUCAGACUUCAUCACCAGCAGCUUGGACCAGGACGAGACGCUUGAGAAGGACCCAACCAAGGACCGGUGGGGUCACAGAGGAGGAGCCGCUGCGUCGCGGUCCUUUGAGCUGGAGGACGUCCAGUCCCAGUAUUAUGACUCCGAGGAGGCAUUGUUUUCCCAAGUGAGCGUCUACUUAGAGCCCAAGCAGCCCCAUUUUAGGUUUUCUUUCGUGGAUGAGUCCUCAAUCCCGGCAGAGAAGGCGAGAUUCUCUGUGACUUGUUACUUUGCAAAGGAGUUUGAUGCGCUCCGGAGGAAGUGCUGCCCAAAUGAGCUGGACUUCAUAUGCUCGCUGGGCCGAUGCCGGCAGUGGGAUGCUCAGGGCGGGAAGAGCAACGUCUACUUCGCCAAGUCGCUCGACGAGAGGUUCAUCAUCAAGCAGGUCACGAAGACGGAGUUGGAGUCCUUCGAGGACUUUGCCCCGCAGUACUUCAGGUACUUGAUUGAGUCAAUUAACUCGGGGAGCCCAACUUGCCUCGCCAAGAUCCUCGGAAUCUACCAGGUCAGCCGCCAAUAAUUUUCUUUAAAAAAUCAAAAAAAUGUUCUUUUUGUUACCAAAUGAAGCUUUUUUUUAAAAUUAGAAGUGAACCCUUCUGAGGCGGCGGUUUCCAAAUCAGGUGACAAUCAAGCAUCUGAAAGGGGGGAGGGAGGUGAGGAUGGACCUGAUGGUGAUGGAGAACCUCUUCUUCAGAAGGAAUAUCUCAAGGGUUUAUGAUCUGAAGGGCUCUUUGCGCUCCCGCUACAAUGCUAAUACCGCGGGGGGGAACAAGGUCAUGCUGGACCUGAACCUACUCGAGUCGCUACGCACCGAGCCGAUCUUCCUUGGGAGCAAGGCAAAGAGGAGCCUGGAGCGAGCUAUAUGGAAUGAUACCUCCUUUCUUGCGGUAAGUCUGCUCCCUGAACUGCAGUCAUUGAAAAUUUCUUCAUUCUAAAGAGCAAAAAAUUUAAUGAAUCACAGGGCAAUCCCUUGUUUCCUAGUCAUGUAACAAUGAUGAGAUUGGAAUAUUCUCAAAAUCAUAACCUACCCCUUUACUUACCCCGGUUUUGGUAUGGUUGACUAUCUUACCCACAUCUGAGAAGAAGGUUUCCAUAGAUUAUAUGCGGACAAGGGCUGACUAUCCAUCGGGGUCUGGGGUUUAUCCUUGAUUAUGUGCGGUCAAUUCUGUGAAUUACUUACUUUUAAUGAGAAAUUCCAAGAAGUACCACCCCAAAAAGAUUCGAUCUUUGCAAUGUGGUGGAAGGCCCGAGGGCUUGGCCUCUGAAAACCUGAACUCCUCUCUCUUUCCGACAUAAAAUUGGAAAUGACUGAAGUCAACUUCUGACAUUAUUUUGGAACUGCUACUCCAUGGAUCGUUCUCUUGUGCUCUUCUCCCCAGACGGUCGAUGUCAUGGACUACUCCUUGCUUGUGGGGAUCGACGAGGAGAAGAAGGAGCUCGUCCUUGGCAUCAUUGACUUUCUCAGGCAGUACACGUGGGACAAGCACCUGGAGACCUGGGUCAAAGCCUCCGGCAUCCUCGGGGGCCCAAUGAAUGCCUCCCCCACGAUUAUAUCCCCCAAGCAGUACAAGAAGAGGUUCAGGAAGGCCAUGUCCACUUACUUCCUCACAGUUCCUGACCAGUGGCUCCCCUGA
Spirodela intermedia is the source of this 7542-nucleotide messenger RNA. The record is from the annotation of a GenBank genome assembly. NCBI's taxonomy places the organism in Eukaryota, Viridiplantae, Streptophyta, Magnoliopsida, Alismatales, Araceae.